Nematolebias whitei (Rio pearlfish) is the source of this 660-nucleotide messenger RNA. Its product is annotated as RING finger protein 175. Bases 91 to 660 code for a protein of 189 amino acids. The record is from RefSeq and is a predicted model, not a curated record. Gene Ontology annotation, molecular function: metal ion binding; ubiquitin protein ligase activity. The transcript has 6 exons. NCBI's taxonomy places the organism in Eukaryota, Metazoa, Chordata, Actinopteri, Cyprinodontiformes, Rivulidae. Gene Ontology annotation, cellular component: Golgi membrane; endoplasmic reticulum membrane.
AUUUUGACCCUCUCGGCUCCCCGUACUCCUGCCGUGCAGCUGUUAGCGGACAAACAUCUGGUUAACGACCAGGGGAGGGCAGGAAACACGAUGGCAGCUGCACAUCCUCAGGACGAGCUGCUGAAGAUGACGCACAGAGAAAACUGGAAGAUGCAGCAUGAGCGUGUGCACGUGAAACACCGGGGGCACGAGGCCAUGCACGCAGAGAUGGUUCUGAUCCUCAUGGCCACGCUGCUGGUGGCUCAGAUAGUUCUGGUGCAGUGGAAGCAGAGGCAUCACCGCUCCUACAACCUCGUCACUCUGGUCCAGAUGUGGGCGGUUCCGCUGUACUUCACCGUCAGACUGUACUGGUGGAGGUUCCUGUCCAUGUGGGGGAUGUUCUCCGUCGUCACCAGCUACGUGAUCUUCAUAGCCACACGCAAGCCGCUGUCCUGCCGCACACCGAGGAUGGUCUACAAGUGGUUCCUGCUGAUCUACAAGCUGAGUUAUGCCGUGGGAGUCCUGGGCUAUCUGGCCAUCAUGUUCACCAUGUUCGGCUUCAACGUCUUCUUAAGCCAAGUUCUGUCAGGAGUUUGUGCAAAGAAGAAGCUGAACUCCACUACGGAGCAGCUGGCCGAGGCUGUUUACCGACAACUUUACAACCGUUCCAGCAACAAUUAA